This is a messenger RNA of Erpetoichthys calabaricus (reedfish), 6337 nucleotides long. RefSeq names its product teashirt zinc finger homeobox 1 (gene tshz1). Gene Ontology annotation, biological process: regulation of transcription by RNA polymerase II. The record is from RefSeq and is a predicted model, not a curated record. NCBI's taxonomy places the organism in Eukaryota, Metazoa, Chordata, Cladistia, Polypteriformes, Polypteridae. The transcript is spliced from 3 exons. The coding region runs from base 1874 to 5062 and encodes 1062 amino acids. Gene Ontology annotation, cellular component: nucleus. Gene Ontology annotation, molecular function: DNA binding; DNA-binding transcription factor activity, RNA polymerase II-specific.
GUGUUCAUGAGAAUUACACGAAGUGAAAUCCACAAUAAAAGCUACUUACGAAAUAACGUUUUCAAUACUAGCAUUGGACACGAAUCAGUAACUUUGUUAUCUUAAGGACUUUCAAACCUGUAAGUAAUAUUUUUUUUCGAUGAAAGAAAUUUGGCGACUAAGGAAAAAAAUGAAUAACGGUAAUAUUAAUAACAAAUGAAAGCGACGAGUCUCUGUUCUCAUUAGUGGCGCUACUGCCUCACAGCUCUGGGACCUCUGUUUGGUUCCCAGUUGGGAAACCUUCAGUGUGUAUAGUUUAUUACCCCCCCCCCCCCCACGCCUUUUUUUUAGAGUUGACCCCCCAAAUCUAGCGACAUGAUGAAAGGUUAAUUUAUCAGUUAGCUCUAUACUGGGUGAGCACAAGGUGUAUACAUGCAUGAACCAUGCAAGCGACGGACUGGCGUCCCGUCCAGGGUUGAAUUCAAAUUGACACUCCUCGACCUCGUACCAUAAUAACUAAAAUAACAGAUGGACUAUAUAUGAUUCUUGUUUUAUGACAUUGUUAACAAUUGCAGUAAAUGUCGAACAUAAACAUUAUUGAGCUGAAAGAAUCAGUGAUCGCAAGAAAACGUAAAAUUAUUUAUACGACACUAACAAAGCGAUCGAAUCGUCCUUUAAAAGUGAGUUAUAAACACGAUUUACGACUCUCCAGUCUUCUUUAGUAAUAUUGCAAAUGACAGAAUCAUAAGGAAUAUUUUUAGAUGAAAGAUUCUUGCGAAGACCAAAAAAAAAAAAAAAAGAACCAGAGCCUAACAUUUGCACAUCACUUAUCAAUUAAGUCUUUCCUUUUGUCAUGUAGUUCAGUUACAAGGGAAAAAACAAGACAAUUAAAAAGAUUGACAGGUAGGUUUUACUGUCAGGGGUGACGUUGGCGGCGAAGGGGAGGAGGAAGCGAGGAGCAGGAAAAGCGGCUCGAUGUGUCUGUCUAUCAGUUGAGGCUGUCUGAAGCCCUCCUGGAUUGUGAGUGUUAGAUUUUUCCCGAAGAGACAGGACUGUGGGAUCACUCCUUGGGAGUUUUAGCGGAACAGUUAGUUCAUGGUCAUCCUUGGCGGAGAGUAGAUGCCGGAUUUCUGCUUUUUUGGCUUUUUCCCCCCCAUUCUCUUUCUUUGGAGCGACGUCUGGCAAGCAGCAGCAGCACCAGCAGCAGCGGGGUGUGCGUUUCUGUCUUGGGGGGUCUACGCUUUCGAAAAGAAAACGGGAGGACGAUUGGAAAAAUGAGCUAUAAUAUGGAGAUUUUACAGCGGGAGCAAAAGAAGAUCAAGCCAAGUAACAAUUGUAGCUGGUGAUCGUUCCGACAGAAGAAGGGGGAGUGACUGAAACUAACCUCUCAUCUGCAGAUUUUUUUUUCCUUUUACACCCCCCCCCCCACCCCUCCUUCGUAGUGCAGUGAAGUGCCGAGAAGAUGUACGGUGAGUGAUCGGAGCCGCUAACAUGAGACUGCCCAGCGGACGCCACUUGUGUUUGUGACAGCGCUCUCUCUCCCUGCGUGUUCGAGUAGAGACGUGAAGGAAAUUUAGAGAGAGAGAAAGAAAGAAAGAAAGACAAGGAAACGAGAGCAUAUUACACAGACAAUUUUGGAGGAUUGACAUACCCCCACAACACCCCCCCUUCUGUGUGUGAACUUCUUACAGCGGUUACUGGAAGAGCCGCCUCCGCACCAGCGCUGGUUCUACUGGAGGAAAAAAAUAAAUAAAAACAAAUACAAAACAAAACAUUUCGAAAAGAGAGAAAAAAGGAACCCCAAAAAGUUGUAUUUUUCUCUGUGGACGCACUUUGAUUUUUGAUUUCUGCAUGAAAAGUCCUGCGGAAAGUCUCGAGCAGCAGCAGCAGCACUAUGCCGAGGAGAAAGCAGCAAGCACCGAGGCGGUCUGCAGCAUAUGUGCCUGAGGAGGAGCUGAAGGCAGCCGAAAUUGAUGAAGAAAACCUCCAGGAUGACGGACUGUCUCUAGAUAUUCAGGACAGUGAGUUUGUGUGCAACGAGGAGGAGGACAGUAAAGAUAUCCCCAGCUACCAGAACUCCCCUCUGAGCACAGCCACCAAUCAGGAUGCAGGCUAUGGAUCACCCCUCAGUGAUACUAGUGACAGGCUGACCGACUUCAGGAGCACUUCCUCGAAAGAUGGCCAUGAGAAAGAGGAAGGCGCCACCAUAGACAAUGGGGCUUUGCUACAUGACAGUUUAUCUAAGAUGAAAGCCAUCUAUGCAAACUUGAUCUCUGAUUCCUCUUGGGCGAGCAUUACCAAGGAUAUAAUGAAAUCCAAGCCACCGAGUGCCAGCACCAGUAGCAAUGGAAACAGCCACAGUGGGAGUCACACGUCCAGCAAUGGGGGAGGCCUAGCCUACGACUGGCACCAGGCUGCCCUGGCUAAAACCUUACAACAGGCCCCUUACAAUAUCUUGCCGGAGCCCAGCCUGUUCAGUACAGUGCAGCUUUACCGACAGCACAACAGACUGUAUGGUUCGGUCUUCACGGGCGCCAGUAAAUUUCGAUGCAAAGACUGCAGUGCUGCCUAUGAUACUCUAGUGGGCCUGACAGUGCAUAUGAAUGAGACUGGUCACUACCGGGACGACAAUGAAGACAAGGAGACGGACAGUAGCAAGAAAUGGUCAAAGCCCAGGAAGCGCUCCUUAAUGGAGAUGGAAGGGAAGGAGGAUGCGCAGAAAGUUCUGAAGUGCAUGUACUGUGGGCACUCCUUUGAGUCACUGCAAGACCUGAGCGUCCACAUGAUCAAAACUAAACAUUACCAGAAAGUGCCUCUUAAGGAACCAGUGCCAGCUCUCACCUCCAAACUGGUCCCCUCUACCAAAAAGCGAGCACUUCAGGACUCGGUCUCCCCGUGUUCCCCCGAGUCCACCGGCAGCACAGCAGGUGUGUCCGUGGGGGACCUGUCAAAAGAGCAAAAAGCCGCCAACCCUUACGUGACCCCAAACAACCGGUAUGGCUAUCAGAAUGGUGCCAGUUACACCUGGCAGUUUGAGGCUCGUAAAGCCCAGAUACUAAAGUGCAUGGAAUGCGGUAGCUCCCACGAUACCUUGCAACAACUUACGGCUCACAUGAUGGUAACCGGACAUUUUCUAAAGGUUACCAACUCUGCUUCUAAAAAGGGGAAGCAACUUGUCUUUGACCCGGUGGUGGAAGAAAAAAUCCAGUCCAUCCCUUUGCCUCCAACUACAACGCGGCUACCAUUACCCAACAUCAAGUCGCAGCCAGAGUCGCCAGCUCAUUCGUCCGGCUCAGAGGAGAAAAAGGAUUUCGAGGAUGAACAGAUGGAGCUCAAGGAGCCUGAGAAAAAAAUCAAAGAGGAAAAAGAAGAGCCCGGGGAAAAAUUUGAGCCAACUACCCCUUACAAGUACCUCCGUGAGGAAGAUUUAGACGACAGUCCAAAAGGUGGCAUGGACAUUCUGAAGUCUCUUGAAAACACCGUUUCCAGUGCAAUUAGCAAAGCCCAAAACGGUGCCCCAACCUGGGGGGGAUAUCCCAGCAUACACGCAGCCUAUCAGCUCCAAGGUUCCGUCAAACCUGUUCAGCCGACUGUUCAGAGCAUUCACGUGCAACCUUCUUUCAGCAGCAGCAUGAAAACGUUGUCGACUGAACUCGCGGCGGUGAUUCAUUCUCCUGGUAGCCAGUCUCCUCCGCUCCACAAGAGCAACGUCUCCGCCAUGGAGGAACUUGUGGAGAAGGUCACGGGUAAAAUUUCAGCAAAUAAGGUGGAGAAAGCGAUCGAGAAAUGCAAACCCAUCCUGAGCAAACCGGUGUCUCCCACCUCUAAGGAAAAUAAGGACAUGCUUAAACCGGAUGAUCUAAGCAGCAGGCAACUGAAGAAGAGUAGUGUUUCGGAAGCUGAGCCUUCCAAGGUGCAUAAAGAGGGUUCGUUAGAUAAUCACGUGAAAAAUGGCACAGAGUCCCUCAAGUCACCCAUCAGUAAUGGUUGCAACAGUUUGGGAAUCAUUACAGACCAUUCACCAGAGCAGCCUUUUGUUAACCCCUUAAGCGCAUUGCAAUCGAUUAUGAACACCCAUCUAGGCAAAGCUUCAAAGCCCGUCAGUCCCAGUUUGGACCCCUUGGCAAUGUUGUACAAAAUUAGCAACAGCAUGUUAGAGAAACCCAUGUACCCUCCAACUCAGGUUAAGCAAACGGAAUCCAUCAACAGGUACUAUUACGAAAGCAAUGACCAGCCCAUUGACUUGACCAAGGCCAAGAAUAACGGCAGCAAUUCGAACGGCAGCAGCAGUCGACCCAUCAUCUCCAGUGUGUCUGAAUCAAUUUCUUCCCCACUGAGGGAAAAUGCACUGAUGGACAUAUCGGAUAUGGUGAAGAACCUGACCGGGCGCUUGACCCCCAAGUCAUCCACACCAUCGUCGAUCUCCGAAAAGUCCGAUGCCGACGGGAGCACCUUUGAGGACGCUUUGGAAGAGCUUUCUCCCGUUCAGAAGCGGAAGGGGAGACAGUCCAACUGGAACCCGCAGCAUCUUCUGAUUCUUCAGGCCCAGUUUGUCUCGAGUCUGAAGGAGACGCCGGAAGGCAAAUACGUAAUGACUGACUUGGGCCCUCAGGAGCGUGUCCACAUUUGCAAGUUUACGGGUCUCUCCAUGACCACUAUUAGCCAUUGGCUAGCCAACGUUAAGUACCAGUUGAGGAGGACAGGUGGAACCAAGUUCCUAAAGAAUAUUGAUUCAGGUCAACCCGUCUUCCUCUGCAAUGAUUGUGCCUCUCAGUUCAGGACUCCUUCCACGUACAUAAACCACUUGGAGUCUCACCUAGGCUUCAGUCUCAAGGACCUCUCCAAACUGUCCCUAGAGCAUAUCCGGGAGCAGCAGACUGUCGCCAAGGUCAUCACGGACAAGACUUUUGGGUCUCUGGGGUUCGUCGAGGAGGACUCAGGCUCCCUAUUCCAGUGUAAACUGUGCAACAGGACUUUUGCUAGCAAACAUGCAGUGAAACUGCACCUUAGUAAAACACAUGGCAAGUCACCAGAGGACCAUCUGGUAUAUGUGAAUGAACUAGAAAAACUAGAGAAGUCGUAAAAGUCCAGGUGAGCAGCUGUGUCCUCGACCAUAGAAUCAUUGCACUAAUUUUAAUCACAGUACUGCACUAGGCCUGAACUGAGCCUUUGAAAUCAGUCUUACUUGUGUUGUAAAACUGCCUAACUGGACCAUAUUUUUUCUUACACUUAAUUUUCUAAUGUAUUUAUAUGCUAUUUGUCUGACCUGUGCAUGUCAAUUUUUUUUUUGUGAAUCAAGGAUUAUUCCUUGUGUUUUUUGUUUUUUUUCUUGAUUUUUUUAUUUUAUUUUUUUUGAUUUGACAUUUUUGUUCAUGCCUAAUACUACUGUUUCUCUCGAACCUACAGUGGUGACCGCAAACCAGACCGUGGAAAUGUACGAUUGAUUGCGCUAGGAAUUGAUCCAUUUUCAAUUUGGCCCAACGAAAAUGACAUAUUACGAGAAAAAAAAAAAUAUCGUUUUUUUUUUUUUUUUUUCCCUUUGAUAUUAAAUCGAUUCAAUCAUUACUUUUUUUUUUUUUGUAAUUUUCAAAUUCUUCAGAGGACACCAAAAAAAGAAAUAAGAGAAAGAACACACUAAGGCUUCAUCCCAAUUUCUGAAAGCUUGAAGGGAUUACGGGUCGCCUUUGUAGGUUGACGGUCAGGAAUUGAAAAAACAUAUCCCCUCUCGGAAACAAAGCGCCGGGGCUGGCGAAUGUGAAAAUAGUAUGCAAGUUUUUCAAUUGCUCAAGAUGCCAUUUUGUUUUUUCUUUCACUGUAAAAUAUCACUGUUUCUAGUGAUUUACAAAUAUAAGCUUUGGUACAAGUUAAUCUUUCUAUAGUGUGCCGCUUUAAUGAUUUCAACCCAUUAGGCAAACUGUUACUUAACGUGUAAAUGAUUGGCAACAAUGUGUAAAAGUACAUUUGACAUCUCUUUCCAUUUGGAACAGUUCGACUUUAUUUGUACUUUAAGGCUGUAUGCAUUAUUUAACUUUUAUAUUGUCAUUUUAUAUAUUAAAAAAAAAAAAUGGGCAAAAUUCUCUGUAUAUACUGUAGAGUCACAUGUUUUGGAAUAAAAUUUAGUUCCUGCAGCUUGGUUUACAAAGAUAAUUUUAACUCUACGUGCGUCAGUUUGGAUGCAUGUAAUUAUGUGAAAGAACGUCAAAGCAAACAAUGCACAAUGAAUUAUACAUUGAUGUUUUAUCAUAAUUAAUGUUAAAAAACAAAAAAAAAAAAAAAAAGAUUUAGCUCGGAAAGCUACUCCCAAUUGUUUUUUUUUUCCCUCAAUUGUAAAAUAAACCCUAAUACAGUUCUUGGUUAA